AUGGAGGAUUGCCUUCAUACCUCAUCAGAAAAUCUUUCAAAACUGGUCAGCUGGGCCCAUAGUCAUGGGACCAUUUGUAGCCUCAUUCCAAAUCUGAAACAUUUGCUUUCUGAAGGUUCCCAUGGCAACCUGACAGCAAUGUGGGGCUGCAGCGCAGGCCACGCUUAUCACUGGCCCCUGACCGCCACUUGUAGGGCCGGCUCCCAGGAGAGGGUCUGUUUCCAGGACAACAGGAGUUUCAAUUCUGAUAGUCCCAGCAUCAUUGGCGUGCCCUCUGAGACGCAGACCAGCCCCGUAGAAAGGUACCCGGGGAGGCCGGUGAAGACGAAGCUGGACUGUAACAGAACGAGAGACUCUUGCGACUUCUCUUACUGUAGCGAGCCUUCGGAGUUGGAUGAAGUUGUAGAAGAGUACGAAGACGAAGCCACUCUUUUUGACAUGGUUUGUGAGUCUUCUGUGACAGAUGAGGACAGUGACUUUGAACACCAGACCCAAAGAUCUCAAAGCAUUUCUCGGAAAAGACCCGGCAUCUGUCCAUCUUCGGUCCUUUCAAGCACCCAGUCGCAGGUCAUCGACGAAAGCAGCAGCGACGUCAUCAUCAAGAAAAUCAAGCAGGAGAUUCCUGAGGAUUAUUACAUUGUGGCAAAUGCCGAGCUCACAGGAGGGGUGGACGGUCCCACACUCUCACUCACACAGAUGGCAAAGCCUAAAGCUCAGGCUCACGCCGGUCCCUCUUAUGUUGGGCCAGCCAAGCCGGCACCCCAUUUAGCCCCAAGUCUCGGCACAGAACUGGACCUCCAGAGUGUCUCUGCCUCUCCGCCCAUCAUCUCCAGACAGACGGUCCAGAAGCCCAUCAAGGUCUCCCUGGCUUCGCCCAAUCGAGGACUUUCCGGUACCCACGGGGCCAGCCAACAGGUGGCCAUUCAGAUGCCCGUGAGCACAUCCAAUUCUAACAAACAGAUUAGCAUUCCUCUGUCUGCUCUGCAGAUCCCAGGACAAGAGGAACAAGUGGCUUCUGAGGAGCUGCUCCCACCUCUGCCCAAUCAGGUCCCAUCCUGUGAGGUAGCCCUGUCACCCCCGCUUAGCACAGAGCCAGAAGUGAGCUCUAGCCAGCAGCAGCCCAUGGCCCUUCCCACCAUCACCACGGAAGCCACAGCACAAACCGUACCAGACCAGGAUGAAAAAGCAGCUGAUCUCAGCAGGGAACAGAAUGAAAAGACUAUCCGAAGUACUCAGACCGCUCUCCGCAAUUUCCGGGAGUUCCUCAUCUCUAAAUAUCCUUCCGAAACGAGGGAAAUUUAUGUCAUCCCUUGCAAGGAACUGGACGACUACCUCGCCUCUUUCUUUGUGGACGCCAGGCAGAAAGACGGCUCCGAGUACGAGCCGAACAGCUUGGCGAAUUACCAGUGCGGUUUGGAGAGGUAUCUCAAAGAGCAUCGGUAUGGCUAUAGCAUCACGAGAGAUAAGGAAUUCAAGAGGUCCCAAGAGGCCCUGAAGCAAAAGCAGAUAGAGCUGCGGUGUAAGGGCAAAGGGAACAAACCCCACAAAUCCAUGAAGCUCACCUUUGCCGACGAACUCAUCCUACGCAAAAGGGGAUUGCUGAGCCGCUACAACCCCGAAGGGCUGCUCAACCUCGUCUGGCUCAACAAUACGAAAGCUUUCGGACAUUGUACGGGCUUCCACGGAUCCACCCUGAAAUGGGGGGACAUCCGGCUGCGGGUGACGGAGACCGGCUUAGAAUAUUUGGAGUGGAUGGGCCAGGACACCGGCGACCUGAACACCAAAACCAAGCGAGGAGGCACCGAUUCCAGAGUGUUCGCCACCCAGCACGCGCCCCAGACCUGCCCUGUGCAGGACUACAAAGAGUACGCCCAGCGGCGGCCCCCCGCCAUGCGCUACGAGGACGCCCCGUUUUAUUUGUCCAUCAAGCCCGUGGUGAACCUGGCUGCGCUCCACUGGUACAACUGCCAGGCCCUGGGCAAGAACAAGCUGGCCAAGAUGGUGAAAACCAUGUGCGAGAAAGGCAACAUCCCCGGCAGGAAGACCAACUUCAGUGUGUAUCAGAGUUGCAGCACCCUCUCGGAAGCCCAGAGCAACCAGCUGGUGCUGAUCUGCAACAACCUAAGCCAGCAGGCGGCCCAGUCCAUGGCUAGCCACUCCAGCAGCGGCAAUUUCAUAGUCUCGGCCUCGUAUGAUUCUUCCUCAGACACCACUUGACCGCUUCAGGGGCUUAAGUGGGACCAUUUUGAGAGUUCAGACUUGAUUUUUUUGUGCCCAAUAACACACAUCAACUGUGAUUUUUUGUC
Molecule: messenger RNA, 2306 nt
Organism: Gracilinanus agilis (Agile Gracile Mouse Opossum)
Lineage: Eukaryota; Metazoa; Chordata; Mammalia; Didelphimorphia; Didelphidae
Product: KIAA1958 ortholog
Exons: 2
Coding region: 1-2217 (738 amino acids)
Source: RefSeq, a predicted model, not a curated record